Molecule: messenger RNA, 2487 nt
Organism: Acytostelium subglobosum LB1
Lineage: Eukaryota; Evosea; Eumycetozoa; Acytosteliales; Acytosteliaceae
Exons: 2
Coding region: 1-2487 (828 amino acids)
Biological process (GO): negative regulation of DNA-templated transcription
Molecular function (GO): protein binding
Source: RefSeq, a predicted model, not a curated record
AUGCGAAAGGCAUUGGCUUGUAGACAUGUACAAUCACAGCGCAAUACAUCUGAUCAAGCGAUGCUCAAGGCCACCCUAGUAUGGGGAGACUUCCAUCUAAAUGAACUCAUAGAUAUACAUAACAAACAGUAUCAAGCCACAUUAGACAACUCAUUAUCCGACACUAUCACAUCAUUCAUUGCGGCCACUUCACAGCAGCAGCAACAUAUGACACCACAACAACAGACACAACCUCAACAGAUGAUGGUCGAUCAAGACUUGCUGACAAAGUCCACCUCAAUGGAGGAGUUGAAUCAACUGCUGCGCGAAUUGUCCACUGAGAACUUGGCUGGCGAGAUUGCCAAGGGGAACUGCUUGGUCAACAUGGGCCGCUACCAAGAGGCCAUUCUAUUCUUCACAUCGAUCAUCGUCUCCAAUCCCUUGAUCCCCUCUGCCUAUCUCGGACGAGGAACAUCAAACGCCAUGCUUGGCAACCAUGAGGAGGCUCUGAUCGACUUUACAAAGGUGAUUGAGUUGGACAACACCUUGGCAGAUGCGUAUAAACGUAGAGCUCAGAUAUUGGUCGCUCAUGGAAUGGAUUAUGAGGCACUGGAGGACUUCAAUCAGGCCAUCGUGUUUGACAAGGAGCGAGACACGGAUAUACAUUAUCAACGCGGACUGCUAUACUUCCAGAUGCGCAACUAUGAGCGCGCUUUAAAGGACUUUAGAAAGGUGGUCGAGUAUGACAAGACUCACAAGCUCGCUUGGAAUCGCAUUGGUCUGUGCUUGAACAUCAGGGGAUUCCCGCGAGAAGCCUUUGACUCGUUCUACAAAGCGAUAGAGUUAGAUCCACACUUUGAAGCAGCCUACACCAACAUUGGCCAGUGCUGGAAGGAGUUGGGCGACUACCAAUCGUCGUUGGCCACGUUCAGCAAGGCACUGGAGCUGACGCCAAACUACUCCAAUGCACUACAUCUUCGCGGUCUGCUCUACUUCCACUCUGGCAAACAUCUGGAGGCAAUCAAUGAUUGGAGUGUGUACCUUUGUUCAGAGCCAGACAUGAUUGAUGUGCGACAGCUGCGAGCGAUCUCAUUGAAUACCAUUGGACGAUACAGGGAAGCAUUGGCAGAUUAUGAACAUAUACUCAACAUCAACGCCAAUCACUUCUCAUUCUAUCAGCGCGAGAUUGCCCUGUUCACUCAUCAUCAUCUGGACACGUCAUUGAACUCGUUCAACAUUGACAACGAGCUGGACCCCUAUCUCAAGACCCUGUUGUGCCAGCGACAACCAGCAUCUACUCUCCUGGCAAGAGGCUAUACCAAACAGAACAACCUGUCCGACUCAAUCAAGGAGGUGGACAGCGAAUACAAGCUGACUGCCAAUGAGAAGACACUUGUAGAGUUUGCCAAGCGCAUUGGAAAGAGACUGCAGUAUGAUUGUGAAGGCUUCUUACCAAACGCCAGACAGCAUCUUCAGUGUGGCCUGGCUGCCCUGGACAUUGCACAGACACUCACACCUGUUUGGGAGUCCCUGUUCGAGGAGGCUGGCAGCGUGGUUACCAGACAUCAGGUUGGCGCGAACCAGAGUUCGCACAGCAAUCAACAACACACAUUUGGAUGGAGGGAUCUCUUUGAUGUGGCGGCCAAGUGGCGCCAGUUCUCCGAGCCCAACGACCCAGUCUGGUGGGUGGACGGUCUGAGUAAGGAGCAGUUUGCCGAGGGCUUUGGCUCGCAUACUCCCAUCAUCACUGGACAGACAAACGUCGUGCGCUACUACCCAAUGUUCACGCCGGCUUUCCAAAACAUGAAGAUGCUCCUGCCCAUCCAGUUCCCCGAGCAGGUCAAGGACCAGGUAUUGGUCGACUGCAACAACGCCAGCGACUGCAAGGACAUGUACAGGAUCAUGAAGAAGGACUACUACGUGGUGACGCCCUGUCUCAGCACCUUCCGUCCGGGCCACCUGAUGGAGGGCACGCGACUAACCCUACAAUACGCCUCGCCAGAGGGCUAUGAGUUUGCCAUCAGGACGCCCUGCACGCCACAGCGUUGGAAGGACUAUGACGAGGAGAUGACCCUGGCGUGGAACGACCUCUGUAGCAAGGUUUAUCAGAUGAUUGAAUGCGCCGAGGAGGAAGCAGACACCAAACUUGUUCGUCUACUUGGCGAGAUUAGCGAUGCAAUACUCAGAAUCACAUUCUAUUGGUACAACUUCAUGCCACUGACACGUGGCAGCGCUGCCGUGGGCUACACUGUGCUGCUUGGUGUCUUCCUUUCGCUUGGAUACGAGGUCGACGCACCACUACCAAAGAACCUGCAGCCAGAUUGGGAGGCCAUCCUGCGUCCCACGCCAGAGUCAUUCACCAAAGUGAUCAACCCUUGGAUGUACCCUGCACUCGAACAACGAUCAAUCUCCAACCUGCCAGACGUCGCAUCCACAAUCAGCACACUCCGUCAACUCAUUCAAGUAUUGAACUCAUCAUCCUCUGACGCGUCGACAAUGAAUGAAUAA